This is a messenger RNA of Notechis scutatus (mainland tiger snake), 2148 nucleotides long. The record is from RefSeq and is a predicted model, not a curated record. NCBI's taxonomy places the organism in Eukaryota, Metazoa, Chordata, Lepidosauria, Squamata, Elapidae.
CUUCUAUGCUCUUCCUUCUUCCUUUUCAGUGUCCCUAUGCUCAGGUAGACCAAAAGAUCAGGCUUAAAACUGUAGCUUUGACUGCAGGAGGCAUCAGCCAAUACGAGAGAGAGCUCAUGGGCUGCGUUUUGAGGCUAACGAAAGGGCAACUUCAUGAAAAUCUGUGAAGAUGGAGAGACAGAAAAGACGCGUUGCACAUCCCCAGCUACAGGAAGAUCCAGAAAGCAGCAAAGUAGCAGGUGACUCAGGAAGCCAAUUGGAUGUGUUAGCCAAAGCGCACGAAUUCUUCCAGAUCUGUGAUGUAGAAAGGAAGGGGUUUAUUGCUCGCCAUGACAUGCAGAGACUCCAUGGGGAGUUACCUCUUGUCCCCGAAGAGCUGGAGAAAGUAUUUGACACUCUGGAUGCAGACGGCAACGGCUCUCUUACUCUAGAAGAAUUCACCACCGGAUUCAGCCAGUUUUUGUCGGGGAGGAAGGAACCUUUUGCUGAGGUCUGUGAAACUGGCUUUCAUCCUAAACCGAAAGAAAGCGUCGCAGCGGGGAAUGAAGAAGAAGAGCAGUUUUCAAAUCUCAUGGAACAACUUGGAGCCGAGAAUAUCUUGAAGGAUGAAAAUGACAUGAAGAAACUCUGGCUGCACUUGAAGAAACAUGAGCCUCACCUCCUUUCCAAUUUUGAAGAGUUCCUGACGAAAAUCUUCUCUCAGCUCCACGAAGCUGACGAUGAAAAGAACACCUUGGAGUGCGCCCUGCAAAAUAUGGUUGUUCUAUUUAUACAGUUGGACAAACAAUGCAAAGAGCUACGUAACGUUAAGUAUGACACUACGACGGAAAAUACCAAAUUGAGGGUUACUAACCAAGAGCUUCUGAAUUCACUGGAGAGAACCUCUGAGGAGUUAAUUACUGCUCAACAGCAAUUGGAAAUACUUCAGGAUGAAGCUAGAAAACUGCAGGAGGAAAAGGAAAUUGAGGUUUGCCGAGUGACAGAAAUAUUAGAGAGGGAGAAAUUAGGACUCCUUAAACAAUUGGAUUUUUUGAGAGAAAGGAACAAAUAUCUGAGUGAUGAACGGGACGUGUGUCUUCAGCGGAAAUCUGGCUAUGAGGCCCCUGUCAGUCAGAAGCAAAGGUCAGGCUCAAUUAUUGGCAAAUAUAUCGAGAGAAGAAGUUCACUGAAGAGCGAGCCUUCAGAAGAUGAGACGUUUAGUGCAUCCCAAAUAAGAAGUUCCCUUAGUAUGAAUGUGGAUUUUUCAUUAGAUUCUGAGCCCCCUAAGCCUGUGGGGCUGACCCAGAGGAAGCACUUCAGGAGGCUAAUAUCCAUUGAAGAAGACCAUCUACCACAUCUUCUCAAUAGGACAGAGAGGCAACUAAUACGGUGGUCCGAAGUAGAUGAAGACGAACGAGGACCAGACGUGAAUGGAGUCCAACAGCAGUCACAGGUUGAACAAGCUCACGCCUCACCUAGGGAAGAGCCCAUAGGAAAAGAAAACUUGACAAAUGAGGAAGCAUUCCGCAUGGCUCCGGAUCGUAUAUUCAAGAUAGUUCUGGUGGGGAAUUCAGCUGUGGGAAAAACGUCCUUUUUAAAGCAAUUCUGCGAAGAACGGUUUUACCCAGGCACAGCUGCUACAGUCGGUGUGGAUUAUUCUAUGAAAACCGUGAACUUGGAUGGCAGCCAGGUGGUGCUGCAACUCUGGGACACUGCUGGGCAAGAAAGGUAUCGCAGCAUCACGAAGCAAUUCUUCCGGAAAGCUGACGGGGUUGUUGUGAUGUAUGACGUAACAGCACAAGACACUUUUGUGGCUGUGAAGCAAUGGUUGGUGAGCGUGGAAGAGGCAGCUGGAGAGAACAUCCCCAUCCUUCUGCUGGGCAAUAAAGUCGAUAAGGAAAAAGAACGAGAGGUUCCUAAGAGAUUGGGGGAACAUCUAGCCAAGGAUUACAGUAUAAUUUUUUAUGAAUGCAGUGCCUUGACGGGGGAGAACAUCAAAGCACCUAUACUUCACUUGGCCAGGAUUUUAAAAGAGCAGGAAGACAACGCGAAAGAAAAAACCGUUCAGCUUCAACAACAGCCUAAAAAAACAAUUUGCUGUUCCAGGCAAUAAAGCACACGCAGAACUCCCUUUAAUAAAUAAACACACAAUCAUUUUCAUCUUCCCUA